GUAUGGGCGGGGAUCAGGGCGGGGAUUCUGGCUGGAUUCCCGUCAGGCGGCGGCAUCUUUCCAUAAAGUGAAAGGCGGUGGUGCAGCAGUUCCAGGAGCUCCAAGGUGUUACUCCUCCCUGCUUUUCACGACAUGGAUGAGCUACAUAACCCGUUCUUCCCGUACGCCGACUGGCGUGUUUCGCUACUGGGAGAGGGAAGGCCCUGGGUGCAUAAGGUGUACGAGGUCAACCUAGUUGCGAGCGGCAUAACGACGAUUAUCUACGGGGGCAUUUUGUUCCACCUCCUCAGGGUGAAGAAAGGAAAAGUAUUCCAAUUUGAAGGGGGUGUAUUUCGACCGCAUCCUCUGCCCGGAUAUGUAGCCUGCGCUUUCGUUUUUAUGAUAGGGCGGACGCUGUUCUGUGCGAUGAUGAUUUCUGGAGUCCUCGGGUAUGGGCACGUCCGUAACGAAGGAUAUAUCAUGGAGGCUUUCCAUGAAUGGCCAUGGGGAUUCGGCUAUUCGAGUUGCGUCCUCUACCUUAUCGGGCUGUGAGGAAUCCUUGAUAUUCCGACCUGUAGCGUGUUCCACUGCUGACCAAACUAUCCAGGAUAUUUGCGACCCCUGAACGGAUAGCGGUUGCAGAUCAGUCAAAGGUCUAUCUGCCAAGGGGAAGCCAAAUGAAU
Molecule: messenger RNA, 662 nt
Organism: Fimicolochytrium jonesii
Lineage: Eukaryota; Fungi; Chytridiomycota; Chytridiomycetes; Spizellomycetales; Powellomycetaceae
Exons: 2
Coding region: 133-531 (132 amino acids)
Source: RefSeq, a predicted model, not a curated record